Trypanosoma theileri is the source of this 495-nucleotide messenger RNA. RefSeq lists its product as uncharacterized. The coding region runs from base 1 to 495 and encodes 164 amino acids. The record is from RefSeq and is a predicted model, not a curated record. NCBI's taxonomy places the organism in Eukaryota, Euglenozoa, Kinetoplastea, Trypanosomatida, Trypanosomatidae. The transcript has a single exon.
AUGUCGCGUCCCCCGCAGCCUGCGCCCGGGAGGGGACGGUGUUUUGUCGAUAUUACGCGGCCGGCGGUGAUCUCUAAAUGGCAGUCAACGCAACCAGAAGUACACUCCGUAAAAGUAGUGCGUAUGGACGAAGCGCUUCCACAUAAUAUAGCUUCCACGAGGCCCUCAAAGAGGGUGGUAGAGGCAACAGUAGCAGGUCUGCAUAGUGCACUUGGUGAAAAGAAACCAUCAGCUCUUAAUAGUAUAGCAAUGAAUAAUAUAACGGCCAAGAAGGAAUCUGAAGCUCGAAUGAAGACAAGAGACUAUGCAGAACAUAAACACCCGGCGUACGUACGACCAGGGUGGGAACGAAAAAUAGAUGUUGUAAACCUUUCAGAGUGGAUGUACGCACGUAUUCACGCUCAUCGCAAACUUAUCAAUGACAAUGCUAAAGGAUAUGAAAAGGAGUAUAUGAUGUGGGAAAAAAAGCCAGAUCCACCAGCAGUGAAAAAAUAG